This is a messenger RNA of Bradysia coprophila, 2050 nucleotides long. RefSeq lists its product as uncharacterized. The record is from RefSeq and is a predicted model, not a curated record. Gene Ontology annotation, molecular function: DNA-binding transcription factor activity, RNA polymerase II-specific; RNA polymerase II cis-regulatory region sequence-specific DNA binding. NCBI's taxonomy places the organism in Eukaryota, Metazoa, Arthropoda, Insecta, Diptera, Sciaridae. Gene Ontology annotation, cellular component: PcG protein complex; chromatin; transcription regulator complex. Gene Ontology annotation, biological process: regulation of transcription by RNA polymerase II.
UAUACAACAAUUUUAUGACCAGUAGGUAAAAAAGACUGACCUUUUUUCUGCUGGAAACCACUAAAUGUGUUGCGUUGGUUGUGAUGUCACUUUUUUCGUAACACCACAUUGUGAUUUGUUGUCCGCUGCUAAUUGUUUCGCGCGGAUUCGAAAAGAAUUGUGAUAAAAUAUGAAAAAUAAGUAAAUGAAAGUGGUGAACGAAUUUAAUUUCUGCAAAAUACCAAAAUGAUUUCUCCUACCCAGAAAUUCAAAGUGCUACAAACAUUACGAUAGUAAACCUAUAAGUAAGGCAGGCUGUACUUCGUGCAUUGUUGAUGUAAUUAAUUGGUUCGAUUACAAAAAUGUUGAGAAUCUACAAAAUCGAAGUGAAGGCUGAACCAGAAUUGACAAUCAUCGAUGAUGGCCGCUUCAAUGAUUUGGUCAAACCGAUGCAAAAUUAUGACCGAAGCAAAGAACAGCUGUUUUGUGCCAACAAUGUGAAGGAAGAAAAUUUUGUACGAAACAUUGUGCCAGGUGGUCUGGAAGUUACCGAUGUAAUCGUCAAGCUUAAACAAGAGAAUAAACUGAAUAUCUUCGAUGAAUACGAAAAUAUUCCUGCAGUUGUGUACGACACGCAUCAGCUUCUGGGACUGGGACAGCUUGAUUGCAUCCAACAAAACACUGAGAGUGAUUGUACUGUUGGUUCAACUACAACGACAUCACCAUCAUCAGCACCAGCACUUCAAGAGUCAGUUUUGUUACAAAAUAGUGUCGCCGAUGAUGUGAGCAGUUUCGAAUGUUACCUUUGCCAUCAAAUGUUUUACGAUGACAGUGAUUGUAGGCGCCACAUGUUUCUCUGUUGCUUUUCUCCGUUUGUUUGCAGAAUCUGUGAUAAAAAUUUGCAAAGUCGCGCCGAAUUGCAUCGUCACCUCACGCAUCAUAUUGAAAAAGGUUUAUGUAGAAAAAAGCCCAAUCAGAUUGCAUCCACGACUACCAACAAAUUUCGAAUUGUCAAAUUGGUCGAUUGCUUAAAAGUUAAUGACGGAAAGUCCACCAAUGACAGAAGACACGCCUGCAACUACUCAGACUGUAAUGCGACAUUUUUCACUGCGAAGGCUCUUUCCAUGCAUAGACUCAUACAUUCCGAUCAGAGAAAGUAUGUGUGUGCUCAUGAACAGUGUGGCAAAAAAUUUAAACUUCGCAGCUACCUUCGGGAACAUGAGAACAUCCACAAAGCCGAUGCUAAGCGUCACAAAUGCGAAUAUGCCAAUUGUGAUAAAGCGUUUUUUAAGAAGUCUAAAUUAACUCGUCAUCACAUCACACAUAUGAGUGCUAGACAGUAUUCUUGCGACUAUUCGCAAUGUGAAAAAAAAUUCAAAGAUAAAACCGCCCUCAAUCGUCACUUCGCCACCCAUUCAGACAGAAUUCAUGCGUGCACGUUCACUCAAUGCGAAAAACGAUUCACGUCGAAAGCUCUUUUAAAGUCUCAUGUGGCCAGACAUAUUAACGAUAGACCGCACACAUGUACCCAUCCAGGAUGUGGGAAGAAAUUUCAAGAUUAUCCUAAUUUUGUAAGACAUAAGAAGGGACAUGAUGUGGUAGAACGACCAAGACCUUUUGUUUGUCCUGUUCCACAAUGUGGGAAGAGUUUUGCAUUCAAACAAGUCUUAAAACGUCAUAGUUCCAGCCACUUGGUUGACAGAUCAUACGAAUGUGAUCAGUGUGGAAAAAAAUUUAAAUGUAAGGAAUAUCUUCGCUUGCACAAGCGCACGCACAUGACCACACGGCCACAUACUUGUAAUUAUGAAGAGUGUGGAAAGUCAUUUAAAUCGAAGCCUGAACUCAAAUCGCAUAUGACAGUGCACAUGGAUCAGAGAUCUUCACUCAUCCAGAAUGUAAUAAAUCAUUCAAAACCAGUAAAACACUUCGUGUUCACCAAAUUACUCAUUCACUCGUCAGACAAUACUCUUGUUCACAUGUAAAUUGUGGAAAGAAAUUUAAAACAAAAGAUUGUUUAAGAUCGCAUCAAAAGUUUCAUUUAGGAAAGAAAUACAUUUGUUCGUAUGAGCAA